AUCUCCAGAGAUUGAUAGAAGACCUGAAGAUUGCACUAGAUGACCCUGCCAAACUGGAAGUGUUUGAGUUUGUGAGGCCCCUAAUCCCGGCGAAGCACCAACUGGAGUUUGACCGACUGGCCCCUACACCUCCCGGACGUGGCAAGCGCAUUAUCAACCUUCGUCGCCGUGCAAAUGAAAGUCUGGGAUUCGCUGUCAGGGGAGGAUUUGAACAUGGGAUUGGAGUGUUUGUGUCUCAUGUGGACCCAGGUUCCCAAGCUGAGCGACAGGGACUACGGGUAGGAGAUGAAAUUGUGAGAGUGAAUGGUUACACCAUCUCCCAGGCAAUCCAUGAAGAGGUCCUCAACCUUAUAAAGGGUCGGGAUGCAGUGGAGCUCAAGGUUACAAAUAUAGGAAUGCUGCCUGUCAAAGAGAAGCAAGGAGAUGAUUUGACUUGGAAAUUUGUGGAGAAAAGGGACCGAAAGAAAAGUGUCGUGAAGACACAGCACCGAACAGCACCUGAGGAGGAGGGAGAAAUUGUAAAAUUGUUUGCCAAUCUCCGCACGUCACCCUCUCUCGGCUGUAGAAUUAUGAGUGGUCCCCAUGGUCGUGGAAUAUACAUCCAGAGGGUCGGGCCACAGAGCUUGGGGGAGCAAAUCGGCCUGGAAAUUGGAGAUCAGAUUCUGGAUGUCAAUGGUAUAAGCUUCCUGGACGUGACACAUAACGAGGCCAUUGUAGCGCUUAAGAGCAGCAAGGAACUUAAUCUUGUCAUCAGAAAAAAGUCGGGACUUCACAUAGUAGGCCUACAAUCCGCUGCAGCCAACACUCAUACACCGCUGCCAAAAGAACUUCCAAAACAAGAUAGGGUCCAGCUGAAUCAACAAUAUGAUGAGGAACCUGCAUAUGCUGUGGUUGUUAAGGAAAAGAAAGUAGCACCAUCUCCAACUGGAGCUCCAGCCCCCGCCCCUGCCUCCUCCCCACCACCGCCACCACCACCCCCACCACCUGUCGAACAGAUCACAGACAGGUAUAGCAGUUACAGCUAUGACCAGGAUGAUGACGGUGAUGAAAAUGUUAUGGAAAUAUUUUGAAGAAUUAUAUAAAUGUUUCUUUAUUUUUGUUAUACUAUACAUCAAUCUAUACACUGAUGACAUUUUAAUUAAAUUUCUAGUCAAGUUUGAUUUAAAUAAUUAUAUGUAUUAAUUACAAAAUGAUGGUUUUACGUUUAAAUCAAUUCAUAUCUAAAUGUUUCCAGUAACUACAUACGUAUAUGCCUGUCAUAAGAAAUUUUUUUCUGUUAUAGAAAAAGUUAAGAUCAUGUAAAGAAUUUAAAUCUGUUAUCUAGAAACUGUUCCCAAGAACAAAACUUUGAGAGCCUAUUAAAUCCGUGAUAAUGUCUUACUGACAUUAUUUAACUAAUCGAAGGGAGAUAAUUCUGAUAAUGUGUUUCUGACAUUCUUUAAGUAAUCGAAUGGAGAUAAUUCUGAUAAUGUGUUACUGACAUUAUUUAACUAAUCAAAGGGAGAUAAUUCUGAUAAUGUGUUACUGACAUUAUUUAACUAAUCAAAGGGAGAUAAUUCUGAUAAUGUCUUACUGACAUUCUUUAAGUAAUCAAAGGGAGAUAAUUCUUAUAAUGUGUUACUGACAUUAUUUAACUAAUCAAAGGGAGAUAAUUCUGAUAAUGUGUUUCUGACAUUCUUUAAGUAAUCGAAUAGAGAUAAUUCUGAUAAUGUGUUACUGACAUUAUUUAACUAAUCAAAGGGAGAUAAUUCUGAUAAUGUGUUACUGACAUUAUUUAACUAAUCAAAGGGAGAUAAUUCUGAUAAUGUCUUACUGACAUUCUUUAAGUAAUCAAAGGGAGAUAAUUCU
Molecule: messenger RNA, 1848 nt
Organism: Pecten maximus
Lineage: Eukaryota; Metazoa; Mollusca; Bivalvia; Pectinida; Pectinidae
Product: harmonin-like
Cellular component (GO): cilium; plasma membrane; stereocilium tip
Molecular function (GO): protein binding
Source: RefSeq, a predicted model, not a curated record